Messenger RNA from Triplophysa rosa, 1050 nucleotides. RefSeq names its product reprimo, TP53 dependent G2 arrest mediator homolog 3 (gene rprm3). NCBI's taxonomy places the organism in Eukaryota, Metazoa, Chordata, Actinopteri, Cypriniformes, Nemacheilidae. The transcript has a single exon. The record is from RefSeq and is a predicted model, not a curated record. Bases 271 to 582 code for a protein of 103 amino acids.
AAGAAAGUGCGAGCGCGUGCCCGUUUAUCUCAAAGCGCGCUCAAGGGCGCAAUAAAAUACCAGAGUGCGCUUUUCAGGACAUCACUGAGACAGCUACACAGAUGCCUAAAUGUACCCUACUGUGUAUCACACUAAUUAUCCACAUUGUCUGGCAACGCUUUAAAUACUUUUUAUGAUUCACCUUAAGAAUUAUAUUCCUGGAUACGCUCAAGUGACCUUGGCAAACCCAGGACCCUCUGAAAGUUCAUCGACAAGCUAAACAAACGCAAAAUGAACAUUUCACACGGAUUACUAAAUCGGACGCUCUCUACGGUCAAGCAUCCCUUGGAAAGCGUCCGAGGAUGCUGCAACUUCUCGGUGAUCACCGGCGACGGCUUCGGCGCGCCGAUCCAGGACGAGCGCGAUCAGUUCAUCAUGCGUCUCGCGCAGAUAGCGGUUCUUUGCGUGCUGUCGCUGACUGUCGUCUUCGGCAUCUUCUUCCUCGGCUGCAAUCUGCUCAUUAAAUCGGAGAGUAUGAUAAACCUGCUGGUGGAGGACCGCAGACCUUCAGAAGAUGCGGAAAUUAUUAUGAUUGCUGCAUAACACUGUUGCCAUAUAUCUGCCUAAACUGCUGGUUUGAUUUCCAUGAUGCGUCCUGAACCAGAGGAAACAGACAAUCUGAUAUUUUUCUGCGCUUUCAACGCGACUCAAGAAGAGAAAGAUGAAAAAUAUACAUUGCAAAAUAUGUUUUUGGAAUGCUGGAUGGACGUAAAAUGUGAAAUAUUAAAUUAAAUAUUGUUUUAAGUAAAGUUAACUGCUUUUGUACAUCAAAGGGGCUUGAUUGAAAUUGAUAUUUUUGACUCAUAACCAGCAUUUCUUGAUUUCAUAUAUGAUUUACAUUCAUGCUUAAAAAAACAUUCCUUGUUUACACCUGCAUGCAAAAUGGAUUAAACAAUGUUCAACAACAAUGUCAAGAUUUACUUCCAAAUAGCCAUUUCUGUAUUUGUCCAAAUUUGAAUCAGUUUUAUUGUGAAACAAACCUAAUUUAUAGCUGGAUUUUUCUGUCCAACA